UAUAGCUAUUUUGCACUUCAUACGGAAGAAUUUGGCUUUCAUAAAUACCUUCAGUUUAUUGUUUUUUUGGUGGUUUAGUUACAAUUUAGCUUUGAAUUUUCGAUCCUUCCCUUUUAAACAUUGUACAAAAGUGUGUAAAAGUAACAAAAAAUAUUAGUAUUGGUGAAUUAAUAGCUCGUUUGGUAGCAACAGUGAAGAAUGUCAGAGAAGCAGAAAGGUGACACGUCACGUCCAACCACUGCGUCUGCUGUGGCAGCUGGUCCAGGGUUGACUACAAUUCCGACAGCAAGUGCUGUUGUAAAAAACCCACUUUUGAGCGCGUCUGUUACGGGUCUAACAUUUGAUGACUUUCCUAAUAAGCCUUUGCUAUUACCGCCGGUGGCGAUUAGUCGAGAACCGAAACCGCUCGUCACAAUCGGCAGUGCAACCGAUGUGGAGACUGAAAAUUUAGACGAAAUCAAUUUGAACACAACUAUCGAAGAAACACAAUCGUCAACAGAUCCCUCGGCUUUUGCAGGCAAUAUUGAUCCGAAUGCAAAUCCGCUCUGGUCAGAUGUAAACAAUCCGCCGACGGAUUCAAUACUUAGUCAAGCAGCCUCAUCAUUCUCGGCGCUACCAUCGGUGGCAUCAAGCGUGCUUUCGACCUUUUCUAAACGUAUUUCCGAAUACUCAGCCACCAAUAGCCGCGAGCGCACACCUACAAGUGAUAACGGCAAUUUAGCGCCACAGUUAGACAUACAACCUGCGUAUCUGCAGCAGCAACAGUUCCAAACGCAACCGCAACAAGAGCAGCAACAACAACAACAGUAUCCAUAUUACAAUAUCGCAGCACCGCUUGCACCACCGCCCGUAGACGCUGAUCCCGCGAGCGUUGCUGCCACACCAUACACAAGUGCGGUAAGCAGCGCAGCACCGUCACCGGCAGCACCGAAAUUUUAUACGCCCACUGAGGUGCCAACUUUACCUACAGCACCUGGUGCAGCAAAUCCACCACCUCCAGGAGGGCAGAAUACCUAUCGCUUGGCAGCGAAGAAGAAGUUGUACGCCCCCAUACCUGGAUUCUCGGAACAAACUGGUGGUGCUCCAGCGCCGCCAAUAAAUACCUUGAGCACUGCGGCGCCUUUACAGGGCAUUCCACCACUGCCACCUCAACCGGCAGUGCCAACCGAUCCUCUUGGCAACCCACUACAAGCCUAUCCAUACGAGCCAAAUUAUCAACAAACUGAGUCACAUGCGCUAAAGCAGGAGGAGCGCAAAAGCGGCGGUCUCUUUUCGAAUAUUAGCAGUUUGGUGCCAAGUGGCGUGCUUCAGAACAUCUCUGGCUUAGUACAGUCCGCCACCGGAACUUUUACGCAAGGCACAAAUAAAUCUGAAGAGCCUUCGCUGCAGUCGCCCUACGGUAAUCCAGGAGCUUACCAACAACCACCUGUAGAGCCUGCAAACGUUGGCGCAGCUCAAUAUUUUGGUGUUAGUGUAGGAGCACCUCCCGCUUCCCAAUUUUACCCCCCACCUGUAGAGGGUAGUCAGCCUGCAGCUGCAUUUUUCGCACCACCCCAGCAGUCGCCACUGUUACCGCAACAACAGCAACACAGCCCUGCCCAAAUCCAGGCACCAGCAGCUCCACCAACAUCUCAACUAUUUGCGCCACCUGCGGCCGCAUCAACUCAGGCUGCGCCACUACCGCCACCUACUGCGGGAUUUAUAUCUGGUCCACCCAAAAGUGCUACGCCAGAUUAUAACACAAAACGUCCAUCCGCAUCGACAACCCCAAUCACAUUCUUCGAUCCUACAAAACAACCGUCCACAUCGGCUUCUUUCUUUGGUGGUCCACAGCAACAAACCGUUAACCCAACGCCAGUACCUUCAACCGAUAUUUCGAAUUUAUUAGCUGGUCCAACACCGCCCUCAAAUAUCGUUGCUCCUCCACCGGCAGCAGCAGUCCCAUCAGCAGCUGUUCCCACAUUUGAUUCAACACAAAAAGUAUUCACGCAAUUUCAACCACCAUCAUUGGUUGAGCCACCAACUCAACAAAGUUUAACCCCAACACCAGCGCAGUUGUUCCAACCACCUACUUCAACCGGUAUACCAUUAUUCCAACAAGGAACUGUUGCAUCAAGUAUUCCCACACAGGUGCCAACAGCUUCACAAGCGGUAAAUUUUACUCCGCCGCAACCCAUCAACACACUUCCUCCGCCCGCAGCUUCAGCAUCCGUUCCCAACAACCAAACUCCUCUGCCUCCAACAGCCGGUGGUACAACUUCAUUUCGUUUGCAGAAGGGUACGCGACUUUAUAAGAGUCCUUUAACUUCCGCUGAGACUGCACCAGUUCAAAUACCGACUGCCAUAGCCCAACCCCUUGCUCCUCCAACAAACUUUUACAAUCCUUUUGAGUCUCCUGCGCCAAUUAGUGCACCAAGCGCUGUCGCUCCACCAUCAGUCCCAUCUGUAGUACCCAGCUAUUUCAUCGCUCAACCUGCAGAGUCUAGUGUCGGGCUCUUUGCCGUUGAUAAAGAACCCGUCCCUAAAAAAGACGUUGUAAUUCCGGAAUCACAAAACUUCUUUGCUAAUGUUAAUGUGAAUCUGGUUACACCUGAAGAACCACAACUAUUCCCUGCACCCACUACUGCAGAGGACGUAAUCUCAGAAAGUACUAUUCCACAGUCUUUAACAGCGGAAGACUUGGGAGCAAUAAUUCAACAACAAACUAUUGAACCGGAGAUUCUGCCAGUCAGCGAUUUAGCGAUUGAAGACAAUUCUGCCACACUUGAGCCACCGUCUCUAACAAAGGAACAAGGUGAAUCGCUGCACGAAGCUAUAGAUCAGCUUUCUUUAAGAGAUCCGCCACAGGAGAAAAAUAAGGAACCAGAUUUCCAACUUCCUCAGAGUGUGCCAGCAUCCACUGAAAAGGGAAUUUCCGAAAGUGUACAAACGUCCUCAUUAUUCAGUCAGCAGACUUUCCAUCCAGACUACCCACAUACUGUGGAACCUAAUUUAUCUGAGCCUCAAGAGUCACAAAUUCAACAAGAAACUCAAUCUAAGACUAGCGCAUUCAUUGAAGAGCAACUCACAGCUGAAAAUAAAUCAGAAGACUCAAUUCAGCAACCUAUUCUCGAAUCACAGAAUCAACAAUUUGAGCUGAGUCCAGUUAAGGAAUCCGAAUUACAAACCGCGAGUUUACCUUUCCAAGAACCUCAUCUUACCAACCAGCAAACCUCACUACCCCCACCAACGUCCAACCAACCUCCAGCAGUAAAUCCACUUCUGCCACCAAAUCUGCCGCACGUCAAUCGACCAACAACACAAAUUCAAAACUCCAAUCCUUUCCGUAAAAACGUUGAAGCUUCACCAUUUACCUCGAUUGUUCAGUCACAAAACGAGGCCCAACCGAAAUUAGCGAACUUCUUUGCCGAUGCGCUAGGCGUUGCCGGCCCUGGGACAACCGAAUUCAAUAUAUUUACGCCGUCACAACAGCCCCCAUUAGCCAGCACUACUGAGUCACAACUGUCCACCAUACCGACUGCGGAUCCGGUGCAAACGCCUUUAGCCCCUGCUAUAAUUCCCGCUGCUGUACCAAGCGCAGCUGGCUUUUUCGGCUUCGUCGAACCGUCACAAUCGAACUUCUUUCAGUCCGUACCGACGCAGCAAACAACCGAAUUCCCACCACUACCGCCCCUUAGCGGUAUAGCGCCACCACCGCUCGCGAGCGAAGCGCCAAGUGCAACCGAGCCGAUUCCACAAACCCCGCUGGGUAUUCCUCCACCAAUUGGUUUUGAUAAUAUUCUGCCACCAAAUCCAUUCGCAUCAACACCAUCCACAAAUCAAGUACCAACUGCGCCGCCUCUAGCGAGCGCCGACAUCGAUACCGUUUCCAUCGCUGAAACGCCGGUUUCUACAGACCUUCAGACAUCUUCUCUUACUGGUGGCAACACUGAAACGCAGCACUCAGAAGUUGUAAAUUCAUUUUCGAAUUAUUUCAAUCAAACAUCAAAUCCAACAACUGAUAACAAACAAUUACAAUCAGAACAACAACAGCAGCAAUUACCGCAAAUUGUGCAACCAGCUGCAAUCGUGCCCGCUUUGGCGGAUACUACCUCUUCCUCCGCGAACUUCUUUGAUACUUUUGCGCCGCAAGCAACGCAAUUGCCAACGACAACUGACGCCAAUUCGUUAGCAACUCAACAGCAGACAAUUAGCCAAUCGAACGAAGAUCAACGCUUGCAGAAUUUCUUCAACAAUCCACCGCAACGCGAAAACAACGCCGGUGUAGGUGAUCUCGGCUACGAUUUGGUGCAUAGUGGUCUGGCCGUGCGUCAUUUGGGCUCAGUCACAUCCGUUUCGAAUUUAGUGGAGCCGCCCUCAUCAUCGUGCUCAGAGUUUUCCGAGUUGAAUAACAGUAACGCGAGCGCGCGUAUUCUGCCUGCUGAGUUGCAAAGCAGACGUAACCCUGAGAAAAGCAUUAUUUUUGCAGAGACAGAACAAGAAGUGUUGCCAGUAGCUGCUGAAACCAAGCAGGAAGUGCCAGCAGCAGCGGAACCAAUAAAAAUCGUCGAAACACCACUUGAGUCUACAGUCGCAAAUUCCGGUAGCGAAGUGCCGUUGGAGAAGCAUUACGAAGAUUUGCCAGAGGAAGUCUUACGUGAUUUGAGAAUGGCUAAUCUGUUGACGGGUGAAAAGGCUGCAGCUUCGGCACCGCCAGUGGCUGUGCCCUACUCGCCGGCAGUCAAGCAUUGGUUUUACAAACGACCAUCUGGCAAUAAUAAGUUUCUAUGGACACCCUUUAGUCACUAUGACUCUGCUUUGCUGGAAAUUACAUUAACUAUGGGCAGCAAUGCGCCGAAUAUUGUCGCCGUCGAGGGUGGACGUUACGAUGUCAAUAUAAGUGAACGCACCAAAACACCUGUCUACUGGGAGAGCACGCCGAUUGAGGUCAGACGCUGUUCAUGGUUCUAUAAGGGCACCGACUCUAAAAUGGUGCCAUAUGAGGAGUCCAUAGCCGAUUUGCUUGAAAAUGAGUACAAGCAGGCGGUAGAGAGCGGCGAGUGGCAUAAAAAGAUCGUAUUGUCUAUGAAUGAGCAGGUGACAUUCCACGGACCCACAGUGAUCGUACACUUCCAGCAGCAACAAUCCAGCGAUGCCUGGGGUGGCACUACACAAACGACGACACGGCCUCGGGUGGUGAAACGUGAUCUAGAAGAAUUCAAUAUUGAACAGGGCGAGUCACAACGCGUCGAUCACUUGCUGCUCAUGGUGCACGGCAUCGGCGAUGCAUGUGAUCUAAAGCUGCGCAGCGUGGAUGAAGUUGUUGACGACUUCCGCAACAUCGCCCAGGCUCUGGUGCAGUCACACUACAAGAAUUCAACAGAGAUGGGUCUAGUCGGUCGCGUUGAGGUGUUGCCCAUUUCAUGGCACAGUCACUUGCAUUCGGAAGAGAUGGGCAUUGACGAGAAGCUACGUUCAAUUACCUUGGAGUCUAUACCGAAAUUACGUAACUUCACCAACAACACAUUGCUCGAUGUGCUCUUCUAUACAAGUCCGAAAUAUUGUCAGAAGAUUAUGAACACUGUGGCGGCAUCAAUGAAUGAAGUCUACAACAAGUAUCGUGAGCGGCAUCCCGAUUUCAAUGGCGGUGUAUCGCUGGCCGGGCAUAGCUUGGGUUCGUUGAUACUCUUCGAUUUGUUGUGCCACCAAAAGGCACCAAAGGAGAGUGAAGAGCAGAAUAUGGAAAACCCCGAUCAGCUCGGUGGCAGUCCCAUGGAUGCUAGCAACGAUGACGCGAGCGUCACCAGCUAUACAAUGGGUCCCGCUGGCACUGGCCAACCAUUUAUACAUUACACACAGCUUAACUUUCAACCGAAGAAAUUCUUUGCACUGGGUUCGCCUAUCGGCAUGUUCGUCACAAUUCGCGGCAUCGACAAAUUGGGUGUAGACUUUCGUCUGCCAACUUGCUCCGGCUUCUACAAUAUAUUCCAUCCAUUCGAUCCGGUUGCCUAUCGCAUCGAAGCGCUGGUUAAUCCAGACUUGAGCGGUGUGCGACCGGUGCUGAUACCACAUCACAAAGGCCGCAAACGCAUGCACUUGGAGUUGAAGGAAACAAUGACCCGCGUCGGUGCCGAUUUGAAGCAACGCUUUUUGGAUACAUUCAAGAAUACGCUGGAGAGUGUUAGCUUCUUGGGUGGCAGUUCGGCGCGGAGCAGUCGUGAGGCGGAAGAGAGCAUGUCCAAGGAAGUGGAUAAGGUCUUGAAUAUGCAGAUAGACGCAGAGAAACAUAAAAAGUCCAACUCAACUGAAGAUCAACCUGGUUCAUCGCAGGGCAACACAGAAGCGUCGCGUACGCGCUCAGAUUCCGUUUCGACAUCGCAAUCCGAUUCCGAAAUGGUUGAAAUUGAUUUCCCGCUCGGAAAAUUGAACGACUCCAAGCGCAUCGAUUAUGUGCUGCAGGAGGCACCACUCGAAUUCAUCAACGAAUACAUAUUUGCACUGGGUGCCCAUGUCUGCUAUUGGGAAUCCGAAGACACGAUACUCUUUGUCGUGAAAGAGAUCUACACCGGCCUGGGCGUUAGUCCCGACAAUCAGGUGCCACAGCAGACGAUGACAAUUGAGCGUCCGAGCUCGAGAAAUAGCAACCCGCUAUCAUCUAUCAGCGAGAAGCGUUGACUCAUUUGACGUCUUUUAAUAUUCGAGCGGAGUGAUGAUUAAAUAGUUUAAAGUUAGUGUUAUAGAUUCAAUAAAUUUGCACCCAAACUAUAUCGAUUUUGUGCUAACAAUUGAGAAAACUAAAUUCCAUUAAAAGUUACUGUUAACCAUCUUAGCGUACAUUUUCUUUAGUAUUUAUUCUUGUACAAAGAAAGAUACCCAAAUUUGUAUUAACCUUGUGGCUACCUGCACUCCGUCUUCUGUAUAAAGCAAAUGCAUCUAAUUUAGCUAUAAUAGUUGUUGUUAUAUAUUAAUCGCUUAUAAAACUACUUACUGACACGCAAAAAAAAAAA
Messenger RNA from Bactrocera tryoni, 6986 nucleotides. RefSeq names its product nascent polypeptide-associated complex subunit alpha, muscle-specific form (gene PAPLA1). The coding region runs from base 199 to 6654 and encodes 2151 amino acids. NCBI's taxonomy places the organism in Eukaryota, Metazoa, Arthropoda, Insecta, Diptera, Tephritidae. The record is from RefSeq and is a predicted model, not a curated record. Gene Ontology annotation, molecular function: metal ion binding. Gene Ontology annotation, cellular component: COPII-coated ER to Golgi transport vesicle. The transcript has 10 exons.